AUGGAUCCUCCUGCGGGCUUUGUGCGCGUUUGGAAUCCAGCUGUCGCCGCCUCCCAGAGCCCCCGGUCCCCGAAGGGCGCGCAUUUCCGGGCCGCCCACCGCCCCGCUCGCCUCGGUAGCGGCUGUCCCGGCAGAGUCGAGGCCGCCCCCGCCCGCUCCUUGGCCGUCCGGCCCCAGUCGCCCGCCGAAAUGCCAGUCGAUUUCACUGGGUACUGGAAGAUGCUGACCAACGAGAAUUUCGAGGAGUACCUGCGCGCGCUCGAUGUGAAUGUGGCCUUGCGCAAGAUCGCCAACUUGCUGAAGCCAGACAAAGAGAUCGUGCAGGACGGCGACCAUAUGAUCAUUCGCACACUGAGCACUUUUAGGAACUACAUCAUGGACUUCCAGGUCGGGAAGGAGUUUGAGGAGGAUCUGACUGGCAUAGACGAUCGCAAAUGUAUGACCACGGUGAGCUGGGAUGGGGACAAGCUCGAGUGUGUGCAGAAGGGCGAGAAAGAGGGGCGCGGCUGGACCCAGUGGAUCGAGGGUGAUGAGCUGCACCUGGAGAUGAGAGUGCAGGGUGUGGUCUGCAAGCAAGUGUUCAAGAAGGUGCAGUGAAGCCCAGCGGACGGCCAGACCAUGGCCUCCGGGAAGGAGUGGUGAGAAGCACGGGCCAGGAUCCCCUUCUUUGCACAGCAUGGAGCAGAAGUGUCCAGCC
Messenger RNA from Trichechus manatus latirostris (Florida manatee), 697 nucleotides. It is a transcript of the gene RBP1, whose product is annotated as retinol binding protein 1. Gene Ontology annotation, molecular function: fatty acid binding; all-trans-retinol binding. Gene Ontology annotation, cellular component: nucleus; cytosol. The record is from RefSeq and is a predicted model, not a curated record. Lineage: Eukaryota; Metazoa; Chordata; Mammalia; Sirenia; Trichechidae. Gene Ontology annotation, biological process: retinoic acid biosynthetic process; vitamin A metabolic process; fatty acid transport.